AUGAUCAGAUCUAAGCUAUCAUCCCUUCGUGAAUACCUCACUCCAAUCAAUCACAACUCGAAUUUCCUCACCACGGGAGAGAUUAGUCCAGAAGAAUUUGUAAAAGCCGGCGAUUAUCUAGUGUACAAGUUCCCCACAUGGCAAUGGGGCACAUGUCCCAAGAAUCUACAAAAGCUGUUUUUGCCAGCUGACAAGCAAGUAUUGGUUACCAAACAUGUUCCCAGCCAUGUGAGAGCUUCCAACUUUGAAGGAGAAUUGGAAGAUGACGAUGAGGAGGUUGUUGUGAGUACUGCUGGCAACGAGGAUGGCGAAGAUGGACCUAAGGAAGUAACCGAAGACGAUGAGGAGUAUGGCUUGAUCAAGUCAAACAAGUCUACGGGAAAGGCAAGUGGACAGACCCAGUUUAACAACACCAAGGAGGAAAUUGGCGACAUUGAUGAUUUAAUAGACAAUGAUGCCGAAGAGGCUGAUGAAUUGGAUCAAGAUUUCGACGAUUUGGACAUAGUGUAUGACUCAAAUCAUAAGCUCAGAAAGUAUGACCUAUACAUAACAUACUCGACCUCGUAUCGAGUGCCCAAAAUGUAUCUCGUUGGUUUUGAUUCCAAUGGUAUCCCACUAUUGCCCAAGCAAAUGUAUGAGGAUAUAAAUUCCGAUUAUAAAGACAAGACUGUCACUAUUGAAAACCUACCAGUUGCCUCCAACACUACGUCGAUCUCGAUACACCCUUGUAAGCAUUCCUCCGUGAUGAAGGUUCUUAUGAGCCAUCAAUCGAGAAGAAAGAAAGAGAAACCAGUCGAGGAAGAUUUGCUGAAUUUAUCGAUUGAAGAUAUAGAAUCAGAGGCUGAAGGGAUUAGAGUUGAUCAAUAUUUGGUUGUUUUCCUCAAGUUCAUCGCUAGUGUAACUCCUGGUAUUGAGUAUGACUACACAAUGGAUGCUUUGUAG
Lodderomyces theae is the source of this 942-nucleotide messenger RNA. RefSeq lists its product as uncharacterized. The record is from RefSeq and is a predicted model, not a curated record. Gene Ontology annotation, biological process: nucleophagy; autophagosome assembly; autophagy of mitochondrion. Lineage: Eukaryota; Fungi; Ascomycota; Pichiomycetes; Serinales; Debaryomycetaceae. Gene Ontology annotation, molecular function: Atg8-family ligase activity. Gene Ontology annotation, cellular component: cytosol; cytoplasmic ubiquitin ligase complex. The transcript has a single exon. The coding region runs from base 1 to 942 and encodes 313 amino acids.